AUGACAAUCGGCGAACUCACCGACUACCUGGAACACUAUGCCAACUGCUAUCAUGCGGAAGAAGACUCCAGAGCGGCCCUCGCGAUGCUUCAAGCUAGCCCAAGUCACCUCGCUCCCCUUAUUGAUGUCCGGACACCCAAGAACAUGUCGGUACUGCAUGCCAAGCUCCCUGACCAUGCUCUCCAACGAUACAUUCAAAGUCACACAUAUUUGGAUUCGAUCAUCGCCGGUGUAUAA
Messenger RNA from Aphanomyces invadans, 237 nucleotides. RefSeq lists its product as hypothetical. The transcript has a single exon. NCBI's taxonomy places the organism in Eukaryota, Oomycota, Saprolegniomycetes, Saprolegniales, Verrucalvaceae. The record is from RefSeq and is a predicted model, not a curated record. Bases 1 to 237 code for a protein of 78 amino acids.